AUGCGGCUCAAGCCUGUAUCCGUCGUCUCCUUCCUCGUUCUGCUCCUCUUCCACUUCUUCGCCGGCGGUGACGGGCACUUCAUCUACAACGGCUUCGCUGGUGCGCGGCUCGACCUGGACGGCAUGACCGUGGUCGAGCCUGACGGCAAGCUCGCGCUCACCAACAUCACGUCCCAGCUCAAAGGCAGCGCCUUCCACCCGACGCCCCUCCGCUUCCACGAAACCAACGGCACCGUCGCACGGUCCUUCUCGACCACCUUCGUGUUCGCCAUUGUCACCGACCUGGUCACGGUGGGCGGUAACGGCCUCGCCUUCUUCGUCGCGCCCACCAAAAACCUGUCCAUGGCGUCGCCCAGCCAGUUCCUCGGCCUCUUCAACCCCCAGAACAACGGCAACGCGAGCAACCACGUCUUCGCCGUCGAGCUUGACACCAUCCUCAACCCGGAGUUUCGGGACAUCAGCAGCAACCACGUCGGCGUUGACGUGAACGGCCUGGCAUCCGUCGUGGCCGAACCUGCAGGCUACUACGACGACGACACUGGCGAUUUCAAGAACCUGACUCUCAUCGCCGGCGAUGCCAUGCAAGUUUGGGUGGACUACGACGGCCGAUCCACGGUGCUCAACGUGACCCUCGCGCCUGUGGAGGCUCCCAGGCCCAUAAAGCCCCUCAUCUCCGUCACCGUCGACCUCUCGCCGGUGCUGAACGGUACGGCGUACGUCGGCCUCUCGUCGUCGACGGGGCCGUUCCGCACGCGCCACUACGUGCUGGGCUGGAGCUUUGCGCUGGACGGGGCAGCGCCGCCGCUCGGCUACUCAAACCUCCCCAAGCCGCCCCGCAUCGGCGACAGCAAGCGACGGUUCAAGGCGCGCGACGUCAUCCUUCCGGUGGCCACUCCGAUCCUCGCGCUCGCGGUGGUCGCCGGCGUCUCUCUGGUCGUGUGGCGGCAAUUGAGGUACGCGGAGCUGAGGGAGGAGUGGGAGGUGGAGUUCGGGCCGCACCGGUUGGCGUACAAGGAUCUGUACCGCGCCACCGGCGGCUUCGACGGCAAGCACCUUCUCGGCGUGGGCGGGUUCGGGAGGGUGUACAAGGGCGUGCUCCCGGCGUCCAAGAAGGAGGUGGCCGUGAAGGUCGUCGUGUCGCACGACGACGCGAAGCUGGGAUGA
Triticum turgidum subsp. durum (durum wheat) is the source of this 1164-nucleotide messenger RNA. Lineage: Eukaryota; Viridiplantae; Streptophyta; Magnoliopsida; Poales; Poaceae. The record is from the annotation of a GenBank genome assembly.